Serinus canaria (Common canary) is the source of this 3961-nucleotide messenger RNA. RefSeq names its product leucine rich repeat containing 4C (gene LRRC4C). NCBI's taxonomy places the organism in Eukaryota, Metazoa, Chordata, Aves, Passeriformes, Fringillidae. Gene Ontology annotation, biological process: regulation of axonogenesis; synaptic membrane adhesion; modulation of chemical synaptic transmission. Gene Ontology annotation, cellular component: plasma membrane; glutamatergic synapse; postsynaptic density membrane. Gene Ontology annotation, molecular function: cell-cell adhesion mediator activity. The coding region runs from base 1308 to 3224 and encodes 638 amino acids. The record is from RefSeq and is a predicted model, not a curated record. The transcript has 4 exons.
GCGAGAGUGGGCGUUAAAAAUACCCAUCCCAAGUGUUUAAAAAAUAACGAGGUGAUGGAUUUAUCCUUGACAGCUGGUGGGAACCUUGAAUUUUUCUCUACUCCCUCCCUCCUUCAUUUCAUUUAAUGUGAAAUUAUGAAAAUGCAGAGGAGUUGGAGGGAAGGCAAAAGGAUAUAACGUGGAGUUUGAAACAAGGAGAGGGUGCUGAUGCUGUGGAUUGCUGGCUUCUUGCCGAAAUCAAAAAUCCAAUUGCGCACUGGGUUGUGAUUGGAAAUCUAAUCAGAUCUUUGGAGGGGGGGAGAGGGACUAAAAGUUUAUUGUUUUGACAGACAGGAAUAAAAAUUUAAAUGCAAGAGGAGAUUAUUUUCUAAAGGAGUGUGGGGGCAUAGAGGGAAAGAAGAAUGGGAAUCCCCAUUCUAAUGUGGAGACACAUGGAUUGGAUAAUUGAUAGUGCAGCAAAGAAGGAGCAAAAAGAAAAUUGUCUGGCAAGACCUGGAUCCUAAGUGUCACAACAAAAUUACAUUAAAAGAAUGCAGAUGGAGGAUUGCUUAAAAGGAAAUACAGUUAUUUCUGCUCUCCAGAGAAAAAACAAAUAGCAAUGGGGAGCAGUGGAGCCAGAGAGGCAGAAAACCUCAGAAAAAGGAAACUAAGCAAAUGAUCCACAGUGGAAUGAAAAGUUUCAGAAAGGAAAAGGACCAUUCAUCCUCCUCAAGGAUUUUUGUAUUUUUCCUUUUAUUUUAAACCACUAUUCUUCAGUGGAGGCAACCACCAACAUUACUACUACAGAAAUUUUAAGCAGAAAAGUUGAAAGCCACCGAGAAAAUAAGGACAGAGAAGAAGAAAGCAAAUUGCCAGAGGAGGAGAGUUCAGCAGUGUUGGGUUGGAUUGGCACCUGUAUGGACUGAAAUUGCUGGGAAUUGCAAUUGGAUAUCCUUUUUUCUUUUUUUUUUUUUUUAAUUUCCUUGCUUGUUUUCAAUUUUGGUUUGGUUGCUGAAAUGAAAUAGUUUUCUAACCCCUCCCCCACCCUGGUUUUUCAUAAUCACUCGGAUUUCCAGCUGGAUAGUCUUUGAGGAUACAGGUGGAUGCUGUGGGGGGGUCCAGGCAGCUCUGUGGAACAUUCUCCAAUGGGCUAGUAGGAUGAGAAGGUCCAGGGGUAGUUUGGGAAACGAGGAGAAACAUCACAUCCCGAGACGGUAAACCUACUGAAAAGGCAAGAUCAUGCCCUGUCAUCUGCAUGAGAUUCAGUUUUGGAGACUUACUUUUAGACGAUUCAAACUCCAGAAGGACCAACACCAAAUAAAUUAUGAAUGUUGAACAAGAUGACCUUACAUCCACAGCAGAUAAUGAUAGGUCCUAGGUUUAACAGGGCCCUAUUUGACCCCCUGCUUGUGGUGCUGUUGGCUCUUCAGCUUCUUGUGGUGGCUGGUCUAGUGAGGGCUCAAACUUGCCCUUCUGUCUGCUCUUGCAGCAACCAGUUCAGUAAAGUGAUUUGCGUACGGAAAAAUCUUAGAGACGUGCCAGACGGCAUCUCCACCAACACCCGGCUACUCAAUCUCCAUGAGAACCAGAUUCAAAUCAUUAAAGUGAAUAGCUUCAAGCAUCUGAGGCAUCUAGAAAUCCUGCAGCUCAGCAGGAAUCACAUCAGAACAAUUGAAAUAGGGGCUUUCAAUGGUCUGGCCAAUCUCAACACUUUGGAACUCUUUGACAAUCGUCUGACCACUAUCCCAAAUGGGGCUUUUGUAUACCUAUCAAAACUGAAGGAACUGUGGUUGAGAAACAACCCCAUUGAGAGCAUCCCUUCUUAUGCUUUUAACAGAAUCCCUUCUCUCCGGAGGUUGGAUUUAGGGGAAUUGAAAAGGCUUUCAUACAUCUCAGAAGGUGCCUUUGAAGGUCUGUCCAACUUGAGGUAUUUGAACCUUGCCAUGUGCAAUCUUCGAGAGAUUCCUAACCUUACUCCACUUGUAAAACUGGAUGAGUUAGAUCUUUCUGGGAAUCACCUGACUGCAAUCCGGCCAGGCUCUUUCCAAGGGUUAAUGCAUCUUCAGAAAUUGUGGAUGAUACAGUCUCAGAUUCAAGUGAUAGAAAGGAAUGCUUUUGAUAACCUUCAGUCGCUUGUAGAGAUCAACCUGGCACACAACAAUCUAACACUACUGCCUCAUGACCUGUUCACGCCGCUCCGCCUAGAAAGGAUCCACUUGCAUCACAAUCCUUGGAACUGCAACUGUGAUAUCCUUUGGCUCAGCUGGUGGAUUAAAGACAAGGCACCCUCCAACACUGCAUGCUGUGCCCGUUGCCACACGCCCCCCAGUUUAAAAGGAAGGUACAUUGGUGAGCUGGACCUGAAUUACUUCACAUGUUAUGCUCCGGUCAUAGUGGAGCCACCAGCAGACCUCAACGUCACAGAAGGCAUGGCUGCAGAGAUGAAAUGCCGGGCAUCGACCUCCCUGACCUCUGUAUCCUGGAUUACUCCAAAUGGAUCAGUGAUGACGCAUGGGGCGUACAGAGUUCGGAUUGCUGUGCUCAGUGAUGGCACAUUAAAUUUUACCAAGGUAACCGUGCAAGACACGGGUUUGUACACAUGCAUGGUGAGUAACUCUGUUGGGAAUACCACGGCUUCUGCCACGCUGAACGUGACCGCCCUGGAUAACCCCGGUUACACGUACUUUUCAACCGUCACGGUAGAGACUGUGGAACCUUCUCAGGAUGAGGCACAGACCACAGAGCAGGUUGGGCCCACACCAGUUACCAACUGGGAAACCAUUAACAUGACAACCUCACUCACUCCACAGAGCACAAGAUCAACAGAAAAAACGUUCACCAUUCCUGUGACGGACACAAACAACGGGAUCCCAGGAAUAGAUGAGGUUAUGAAGACUACCAAAAUCAUAAUUGGUUGUUUUGUGGCUAUCACUCUCAUGGCUGCUGUGAUGCUGGUAAUUUUCUACAAAAUGAGGAAACAGCAUCACCGGCAGAACCAUCAUGCUCCAACACGGACUGUAGAGAUCAUUAAUGUGGAUGAUGAGCUUACAGGUGACACACCCAUAGAGAGUCAUUUGCCCAUGCCAGCAAUAGAGCAUGAGCACUUAAAUCACUAUAACUCUUAUAAAUCUCCUUUCAACCACACAACAACAGUUAACACAAUAAAUUCAAUACACAGUUCAGUGCAUGAACCGUUAUUGAUUCGAAUGAACUCGAAAGACAAUGUUCAAGAGACUCAAAUCUAAAACAUUUAUGACAUUACGGGGUGGGGUGGGGGGACAACAAAAGAUGGUUUAUAAAAAAAAUGACACAAAUGACUGGGCUAAAUCUACUGUUUCAAAAGUGUCUUUACAAAGAAAAAGAAAUUUAUUUAUUAAAAAUUCUAUUGUGAUCUAAAGCAGACAAAAUUAUGUGUAUUCCUCAGAACCUGUUUUUGCUGCAGUUAUUUACCCUCCUCGUUCCCGUUUUCCUGCCCAACCUACCCUGACUCCCAUUUGCCAUAUUUUUCAUAGGAGAUCUUGAUUCCCUAAAAGAACUGAUCUAGGAAAUUUUGUAAGAAUUCUGUUACACUUUGGGAAUUUUUAUGGUGAAUUCUAGUGGUGAGAUUCGGUCUAUUUUGUCACUUUCUCUUUUUUCUUUUGUUUUCUCAUGCCCUUUCUGAAAUUAUUCAACAGAGAAUGGAGUAAUAACAGUAACUUUGCAAGUGAGAAAAACAAGUAAACCUUUUUUUUCUCCAUGUAAUGAUUUGCUCUGUAUUUACCGAAAGCACCAUUCUGUGAAAAAAAUGAAAAAAAAGUAAAAAAAUCAAACCAAAAAUUAAUUUACUUGUGAAAGCCUAUAAAACCCAUGAUCUUUUAAGCAAUUCUAGAACCAGAAUUUGUAGUUCAAACACUAAACUAAGAUUAUAAAUAAAAUAUUGUUUUUUUCUGUACUUGGAUAUAGCUCAUUCUUAAUGUGGCUUUAAACAACAAAAGUUUCUUAA